Olea europaea var. sylvestris is the source of this 987-nucleotide messenger RNA. RefSeq lists its product as uncharacterized. NCBI's taxonomy places the organism in Eukaryota, Viridiplantae, Streptophyta, Magnoliopsida, Lamiales, Oleaceae. The coding region runs from base 119 to 643 and encodes 174 amino acids. Gene Ontology annotation, molecular function: enzyme inhibitor activity. The record is from RefSeq and is a predicted model, not a curated record. The transcript has 2 exons.
CUUUUCAAAUGCGACUCUGGACUUGAGAGAACCCCAUAGAGAGAAAAGAGAGAGAGAGAGAUAGAAGAACACAUUAUAUGAGCCCAUAAAAAGAAAAAGAAAAAGAAAUUAAGAAAAAAUGGCUUCUAAAAAGUUCAACUAUUUCUCAUUGUUAUUUCUGACCUUGGUUGCUCUUCCUAUUGCCCAGAGUACAACUAUGGAAGCAAGAAAAUCCACUGGUGUCAACCAGUUUUGCACUACUGCCAGCCAUAAGGAACUUUGCACAAAAAUGGUGAAUGAUGCUACAAACAUGCACGAUGCAACACAAAAUGCCAUUUUGGCUACGCUUGAUCUUGCAAAAAAAAUUCAUUUCAUGUCUCAUUUGAUAGAACCGGCUAUUGCAACAUUGGAGCCAAUAAGCCAGGAAUCGGUUCGAAGUACCUGCAAGGACAAUUUUGAAAACACCAUCGACGAUCUCGAGACAAGUCUUCAAGCCCUAAAAGACAAUGAUCAAGGCACGUUGUUGACACUUUUGAGCGCAUCGAUCAGUUCCGAUUGUGAGGACGCACUUAAGCAAUUUGGUGUUGAUAACCCAUUGGGCAAAAUCACUGGACAUUUGGCUAAAGAAGUGGAUAAUUGCUUGGCUGUGGUGCAGCAAAUCUGAGCUCCUUAAGGAUCUAGAAAUGCUAAAUAACUUGGAACACUUUUGGCAUCUAGUCGUGGACAGGGACUCGACAGAAUAAUGGAGAAAAUUUUAACUUUUUGUUUUUUUUAACGAUUUUCUAGUGCUAUACAAUUAUCCUUAUCGAACAUGUCGGAAAUAUAUAGUACACUCUUCUGUACAUAGCUUAAUCUGUUUGCAUACGUACUUGUAUAUUUGCCUACAGAAUUGAGUCUUGUUUUGGUAAAUUUGAAUUUUUAUUCAAGUAAUCUUUAUGUUGAAAAAUUAUAUCGAUAUUGUGUAUAUCAUAUUUACAAAACAUGUAAUUUAUGUUCACGAAAUCUAAA